UUAAGUUAUUACAAAUAAUACACGAGAAUCCGCGAGGUCUACGGCUGACUCAUUAAAAUAUCACGUCGGCGGACAGUGUCUGCCAGAAUUGACUUGGCCGACGGCCGACGGUCGAGGUCGAUUUUCACCCAGGCGUUUUCGCCGACGGGAUGCCAAAAUUUCCUCGAAAAAAUCGCGCCGCAGGCCAGCGUCGGGGAUCGAUACGGCGCGCCGAGAGCCGAGAUUCGCGACAAUUAGCGAGGUUAGGCCGAACGAUUAACAAUAGAAUAAAAGCGGGAUCGAUGAAAAGCGACGAAUAUAACCAUUAUAACCGCGCCGUGUCCGCAAGCGCGUGUUAACGCGCGUCAUGGCCUCCCGGACGCACGUGCAGCGCGUCAGGAUGUUGUACAAGACGAUUUUGAGGUUACAUCGCGGCCUGCCGGCCGAGGUCCGGCCCCUGGGCGACGGUUACGUCCGCGACGAGUUCCGGAGACAUAAAAACUGCGUGGAGAGCGAGGCGAUCGUCUUCCUCCACGAGUGGACCAAUUACGCGGUGUCCCUCGCUGAGCAGCUCGGGCUGAGGGGCCCGCAUACGGGACGGCCGCUCGGGCAAUAUCUGAAGGAGGAGGAGCUCGUAAAGCUGCGGGACGAACAGGUGUGCCAGCUGUACGAGCUGAUGAUCGCGGCGACGGGGAAGCCGGACGGCAAGCAAGGGAAAACGUAGCCUACCGCCUACGUGCCCGGAACUCCAUACUCCAUCCGGAGAUCCUCGGCGCGAUUGGGAUUGGGAAUUGUGUUUAUUGUGUCGUGAAAUGCAAAUAAAGUAAUAAACUCGAUUUCCCCCACCGACCCAAAUCGACCCGACAAUCACACUGUGGAGUGUAGGGAACUUAUUAAGUGCGAAAGGCGAACGGAGAAGUGUAGUCUGUGUAGUGUAGGACGAUAAAUAUAAAUAGUAAUAAAAUUAAGAAAAUAAUUAGGAAAAAUGAUAAGCAAAGCUGCAGUGUUGCAGUCAUAUUGGUUUGUUACUCAAUAACGAUAGAUAAGAGUGACAGAGUGGCUGGUACAACUCGCGAGAACAUGGCAUACAAUAGUGUACAACGAUAAUUAUAAACGGUAAUAAAAUUAAGAAAAUAAAAUUAGGAAAUGCCAUAUACAAACACAAUAUAAACGUAAUAAAAAGAUCGUUUAAACAAGACAACAUUGAGGUUCUUCCUUCGGUUCUUUCGUCGCUAAAUGGGCCGAGUUCGCGAUUUAAAACUGAAUUUUAUUAUCGUGGCGUGGUGUAAUUUAUCGUGACGACGUUCGCGGUCUAAUUCGAUAACGAUAUUCGGCAGUAGGAUUUUCUCAUUAGA
This is a messenger RNA of Temnothorax curvispinosus, 1334 nucleotides long. RefSeq names its product succinate dehydrogenase assembly factor 3, mitochondrial (gene Sdhaf3). The record is from RefSeq and is a predicted model, not a curated record. NCBI's taxonomy places the organism in Eukaryota, Metazoa, Arthropoda, Insecta, Hymenoptera, Formicidae. The coding region runs from base 347 to 703 and encodes 118 amino acids. The transcript has 2 exons. Gene Ontology annotation, cellular component: mitochondrial intermembrane space; mitochondrion. Gene Ontology annotation, biological process: succinate metabolic process; mitochondrial respiratory chain complex II assembly.